Messenger RNA from Scheffersomyces amazonensis, 1403 nucleotides. RefSeq lists its product as uncharacterized. Bases 267 to 1190 code for a protein of 307 amino acids. The transcript has a single exon. NCBI's taxonomy places the organism in Eukaryota, Fungi, Ascomycota, Pichiomycetes, Serinales, Debaryomycetaceae. The record is from RefSeq and is a predicted model, not a curated record. Gene Ontology annotation, biological process: autophagy of mitochondrion. Gene Ontology annotation, cellular component: mitochondrion.
ACAGUACUAAAGCUUUUAAUAACAUCAUUAUUAAUUUGAUUAAAGCGUUACUUCAAUUGAGUAUAAUUGAUUAGUUUUGACGUUUUAUUAUCCUCAAAAGUCAUUGUUAUUUAUUUUGGUCCAUUUCAUUUAACUGUCUUCACUUUGCCUUCCACCCCACAUCAAUCCCUUAAGAUUUAAUAUAUUCUUUGCCUUCGUAUAAAUAUACAGUCAUACCCAAGUAUAAAUAUUAUUAAUAUUAAAUAUCAAAUAAAGCAAUUAAAAUCAUGACUAAAGGUGCCUGUAUUGCUGGUGUAAAGAUUAUUGGUGUAGCUUCAUUAGGGUUACUAACCACUUCAUUGACUUAUCAAUCAAUUGAAACAAUUCCAUUAAUAAUAAAUGAUUUAAUUAAAUCAGUUAAUCCUUUAAGCAAUGGAUCAGUUAUUUCAAAUAAAUUGGAUAGUAUUAGAUCUAUUAUUUUAAAUUCAAGAUUAUUGAAUUUAGCAUUUUCUGGUUUAACUUUUGCUUUUUUUACUAUGGGUUAUCACUAUAGUGAUCCAAGUGGGAAACAUCCUUAUCUUUUAUAUGCUGCUUUUGGAGCUCCUUUAACUAUAGGCUCAGUUUAUUAUCAAGCUUAUAAGUAUGAAGAGAAGAUUUUAAAAUUACAACAGGAAACUAAGGCAAAGAAAAUCUCCAAGCAGAAGAAAUCGCAAUCACAUAAAGAAAAGCACCCACAAUCAGUUGUAAAGUCAGAAGUUCCCUCAAUUCAAACCCCACAAACUAAGUCUGUUGAGUCUUCGGCUGUUGAUAUUCAAUCAGAAAAUGAUCAUGAACAACAUGAUGAUUUAGGAAAAUCUUAUAUUUAUGUGUCUGAUGGUUCAUCUUCUGCAUCUUCGGUUAGCUCUACUCCAAAUGCAUCUGUUCCAAAUUCUCCACAGGUUACUCACCAAACUGGUGAUGAAGAAAUAAAUGACGAGUCUCAGCAUAAACAACAAGAACAACAAGAAGAAACUUUAGAAAAACAAGACAAUGAACCAAAAGAAGAUAGUAGCGAAUCAAUUGAUAAUGAAAUUGAAGUCGCAUUAACUAAGAAAGAAUUUAUUAAGGACUUACAAGAACUUAAAUCUUCUUAUAUUAUUGGUAGUACAAUCUCAGGAUUUUCACUUUUCAUUGCUACUAUUGGUUUAAUUGGGGAUUAUUAUUUAUUAUGAAUUAGUUAGGAUCCAACUAUUCCAUUGUGCAAAUUUCUACAAGGUAACUUGUGUGAAGUUCUCUCUUAUAUAUAAAAUUUAUUAGUUUUUAUCAAAUUUAUUGGUAUAAUCGGGAAAAGAUAUUCAGGUAUUUUUCUUGUUACAUUUUUAUGAAUUGAUUAUUGUUCUACUUUUGGUGUUUAGUUAUUCUAUCUUUUUUAUAUCAUACUAGUU